Molecule: messenger RNA, 2364 nt
Organism: Trichoderma breve
Lineage: Eukaryota; Fungi; Ascomycota; Sordariomycetes; Hypocreales; Hypocreaceae
Product: primase zinc finger domain-containing protein
Exons: 3
Coding region: 1-2364 (787 amino acids)
Biological process (GO): DNA replication; DNA replication initiation
Cellular component (GO): replication fork protection complex; nucleus
Molecular function (GO): DNA replication origin binding; single-stranded DNA binding
Source: RefSeq, a predicted model, not a curated record
AUGGCCCACGGACCGCAAGAGCCAGAAGCCUCUUGGCCGCCUCGAUCGCCCCACGAAGCCCUCAUGAGCACCCCUAAAGGUCGCGAGCGCUACCGAGAAAUGAUGAAUCAGACCUCCCCCUCGCCUUCUCCAUCCCGCAGCAGCAGCAGGGCUAUGGCCUCGGUCAUGGCGCGGUCCGGGGCGCUCCAGGAACAGAUGGAUGACGAUGACGAAGACGACGAUGAGGAGACGCUUCAGCUGAAGCUGCAAGAGAUUCAGGCUCGCCUCAAGCUGAAGAGGCUGCAAAAGGCCAAGGAGUCUGCCGCUCAGGGCAGGGCCGCUGUGAGGCAUUCCCGCUCAAACUCGGCUGCAGCAGUCAUGCAACCUCAACGCGCCAUCCGUGGAACGACACCAGUGUCCGACAAUCCCAGGCCUUCAUCACAGAGCAAGGUGGUGCCUGCGUCUCCCGUCAGAAAAGUACAGCCAAUGUCGGACCCAAAAUCACCGAGUAGGGUUCUGCUGGGGAUCGACAAGGGCUUGCGGGCAAAGGACAUAUCACUGAAACGCGCCCCAAGCUUUCGGAAAACAACAAGCGGCGAUUCAGCCGCUCAGCGAGGCUAUCUUCAGAGGUCCAAGGCCACCAGCCCGUCAGGAACAAGAUCGCCUGAAGAAGAGUACCGGCCGCUCAGUUUCAAUGAGCGACUGGCGUCGGCGAGGUCGGAAGAGGUGUCUCGCGCCGAGAGGCAAGAGAGGAUAUCAAAGUUGAGAACCAGUGCGUUUGAAAUUGGCAAGGAGGAAAUGGAAGAGUAUAAGAAAAAUGCCGUUGAUAUUCCCGACGUGCCUUUGCAAGCCCCGUCUUUUAGCAGAGACGAGGUCUUGGGCAAGCAGAAAUCAGUCGCCCCAGCGUUACAGCGGACCAGCACAGUAUCUGAUCUGCGUACCGCCGCAGAGAGGGACCUCAAUCCUCCAAUUGCACCAUUGCGUCGAGAACGGCAGAACAGCGUGGCCAACAGUGUGGCCACCAGCGACGCUUCCACAGAGGAGCAGGGCGCGUUUGAGCCUUACUCCAGCAUGCAUCUCUCGAAACGCAUACUACCUCAUCGAGUUGUUGCAAGGCAUGUGUCCGGCAAGAAGGUCUUUAAUGUUAAGGAUCUUUUGCGUGAGGUCAAGGCUCCGGACUUUGCCCUGCCAGAGGUCGAAGAAGACAUUGUCGUCUUUGCAAUUGUGGCCAAGAAAUCAGAGCCUCGAGCACACAAGCCUGCCGCGGGCAAGAACGGGCAGAAGGCGGAAGACCGUGGCAAAUACAUGGUGCUGACUCUGGUUGACCUGGAGUACGAACUCGAUCUAUUUCUAUUCAACUCUGGGUUCACUAGAUACUGGAAGCUUACUGAAGGCACCGUUGUCGCUAUCCUCAACCCCAAUGUGAUGCCGCCACCUCCCGGAAGACAGGACACGGGGCGCUUCAGCCUGGUCAUCAACUCUGACGAAGAUACGAUUCUUGAAAUCGGAUCAGCCCGCGAUUUGGGCUUCUGCCAGUCAAUCAAGAAGGAUGGAGACAUGUGCAGGUCUUGGGUGAACAAGAAACGCACCCAAUACUGCGAGUUUCACUCCAACGAAGCCAUCAGAAAACAACGAUCAACACGCAUGGAAGUGAACUCGAGCGGGUUUGGUGGUGGUGGUGGUGGCAUUCGUUUCAAGGGUAAAAACCCGGCAGAGAUGUUUAUACCGGACAAAAAGAAGCCCAACAACUACGACUGGGAAACAAAAACGCAUUGGUAUGUAGCAAAAGGACACACGGCCGCGGAUCUUAUUGACGGCAAGGACCGAGAUCCUUCAGAUCGAAAGGACAAGGCAGAAUUUCUACGACGAAACAUGGAAGCCAAAGAAAAGGAACGCGAGAUGAUGAAGAAGCUCGGCCAAGUCGGCGGCCCAACACCGCCCAGUAGCAUGAGCUCGAGCCAACAGUUAUUCAACACGGACGACCCCUUUGCCGAACCUGCAAAACCAGAUGCAGUCACUCUCGGCCUCCUAGACAGGGCCCGAGACAUUCACCUUAGCCCAGUCAAGAGGAAACGGACCGGCAGCUCUCAGCCCGGAUCCCUUACCCGGAGUAACAGUGUCAAUAGCAGUAGCACGACUUACAGCAGGCCAUCUGGCCUUGGAUGGGGCGGCGCGUUAAAGGACAAGCUAUCGAGCAUGAAAGAUGGAGAGAAACUCAAGCCAGAGCAGCCACCACUCAGGAAGAAGACGCGGUUUGUGACGGAAAAGGGCAUCCGGGAGGCUGGUCGAGAGAGCUUUGGCAACCUGGCCGAGAAGAACCUGGCCGAUCGACAAGUUCUUCUUCAAGACGACGACGACGAAGAUGAGUUGGUCAUUGUGAGGUAG